Messenger RNA from Ichthyophthirius multifiliis, 1323 nucleotides. RefSeq names its product origin recognition complex 1 protein, putative. Gene Ontology annotation, biological process: mitotic DNA replication checkpoint signaling; DNA replication initiation. The transcript has 4 exons. The record is from RefSeq and is a predicted model, not a curated record. NCBI's taxonomy places the organism in Eukaryota, Ciliophora, Oligohymenophorea, Hymenostomatida. Gene Ontology annotation, molecular function: ATP hydrolysis activity; ATP binding; DNA replication origin binding. Gene Ontology annotation, cellular component: nuclear origin of replication recognition complex.
AUGAUUCAUAUUAAGCCUUUAGAAGAUAAUUUUGAUUUAGCAAUAUAAAUGCUUUAAGAAUAUUCUCUACCAGAAUAAAUACCCUGUAGAGAUUAUGAAAAAAAAUAAAUUUAAGAAUUUAUAGAUUAAGGACUAUAGAAUAAUGGAUAAACAAAUUGCUUAUAUAUUUCAGGUGUCCCUGGGAUUGGGAAAACAGCUUCCUUCUUAGAAGUAAUAAGAAAUAUUUAAAAAAAAGAAGAAUUUUUAUUUAUUCAUAUAAAUGCAAUGAACCUAAGUAAUCCAGAACAUGUUUAUUAAUUGAUUUUAUAACAUAUUAUUGGUGAAUAUAUAGGAUAAUUGAAUAUAACAUAAACAUCUUCAUUUUCAAUAUUAAAUGAAGUUUUAACAAAAGGAAAAUUUCCUUAAAAAUAUAAAUAAUUAAAUUAAUACAUAAAUCAUAAAAAUAUUGUAAUUCUUUUAGAUGAAUUGGAUUUUCUAGUAACCUAAGAUUAAGAAGUCUUAUAUAAUUUAAUGGAAUGGCCACAUCAUAAAUAAUCAAAGCUUACCAUUAUUGGGAUAGCAAAUACGAUGAAUCUUCCAGAAACUUUAUAAAACAAAAUAAAAAGUAGAAUGGGAGCUCUAAGGCUAAUAUUCAAUUAAUAUACAUAAAGCUAAAUAUAAAAAAUAAUAAAAUAUAGACUGGAGAACGUAAAAAAUGUAUUUGAAGAUAGUGCAAUAUAAUUUGCAACGACGAAAAUAGCAUAAAGUUCUACUGAUUUAAGAAAGCUUUUAAAAAUAUUAAGGAAAUCAAUUGAAAUAUGUUUAAAAGAAAAUUAAUAAAAAAAACUAACAUUCUUAUUCAAAUUUAACAUAUAAAUAAAGCUUAUUAAUUAUAAUAUAAUUCUGUUUAAGAGAAAAUAUUUUAAUCUUUUCCCUUUUAAUUUAAGGUUAUCAUUAUCUCUAUUGCUUUAGAAAAUAAAAAAAGAGAUACUAAUAUCAGUUAUUUAUCCUAGGUUUUUAUUUUUGUUUAUAUUUAUAUUUAUUAAUUUUGUUAACUAGAUUUAUGAGAGAUAUUUAUUUAUGUUAAAUAAUUUGGGGGAAUAAAAAUAAUUAAGCUUAAGUUAGGUUAAUUCUGUUCUUAAUUAAUUAGCAAGUUUAAAAAUUUUAUAAAUAAAAGAAAAGCUAUGGACUUAGAAAGAAAUAAUAAACUGUAAUUUAGAUCCUAAUAAAUUCCAAAUUAGUAAUUUUGUUGAUAAAUGUAUUACUUCGUAAUUUGAAGUUGAUAAUGUAACCAAUUACCUUAGAGAUGACGAUGUUUAUAAAAAUUUUUAAUUUUAAUUUUGA